This is a messenger RNA of Ipomoea nil (Japanese morning glory), 1173 nucleotides long. RefSeq lists its product as uncharacterized. Bases 1 to 1173 code for a protein of 390 amino acids. The transcript has a single exon. The record is from RefSeq and is a predicted model, not a curated record. Gene Ontology annotation, molecular function: zinc ion binding; nucleic acid binding. NCBI's taxonomy places the organism in Eukaryota, Viridiplantae, Streptophyta, Magnoliopsida, Solanales, Convolvulaceae.
AUGGAUGCAAUCUAUGGAGCUGUGAGCGAAGAUACCUUCAAACUGAUUGCCACCACUCGCAUAGCCAAAAUUGCGUGGAGUAUAUUAUGUGAUCAUCAUGAAGGGAACACGUCUGUAAGACAAUCCAAAUUACAGAUGAUACAGACAGAGUUUGAAAACUUGAAAAUGGAAGAAGAAGAAAAUAUCACACAAUUUAGUGCCAGAGUUUUAAGCAUCUCUGGAGAUGCGUUUAACCUAGGCGAACCUAUUUCUGAACCUAGGCUCGUCAAAAAGGUCUUACGUUCCCUACCUGAGAGAUUUAUGAUAAAGGUUACAGCCAUCCAAGAAAACAAAGAUCUAAACACCUACAAACUCAGUGAUCUAAUGGAAAAUCUUCAAACAUAUGAGCUUGAGAUACUGCAAAAAGGGAAAGAUAAUGACAAAGGAAUUGCGUUCCAAUCAAAGCAGAAAGAAAGUCUAGAAAUUGAUACUGAAACUAUGGAACAAUCAAUUGCUCUCCUAACAAAGAAUUUCAACAGAGUUCUCAAAAAAUUCAACAAAUUUAGAAACAAAAGUGCUUCAAUCAAUCAAGGGGACUUCCCAACUGGACAAAAUCAAUCUAUUUCAAAAAGAAGAGACAGUUCAAAUACAGAAGGAAUACAGUGCUAUGAGUGCAAAGGGUUUGGACACAUCCAGUCAGAAUGUGCUACAUACCUUAAAAGAAAGAACAAGACAUACAUGACAACAAUAAGUGAUAACUCAGACAGUGAAGAAGACACCAACACCAAUUUCGUAGCAUUCACCGCAAAUCAUGAAAAUAACAACGGAGAAGAUAUACAAGAAUUACUAGAGGCAUAUACUCAACUACAUGCCAAAUGGGAACAAAUCAUCGAAGUAAAUCUAGAACUCAUGGAAGAAAAUCAGUUUCUAAAAGAUGAAAAAGAUAGAGGAGAAAAACGGUCCAAAGAAGCUCAAAAUGAAUUAUUAGACUCCAAAAACAGAGAGGCAAAACUGCUACAAGAAAUCAAGGCUCUAACUGAAAGGCCUAGGACUCCAAUCUCAGCCUCCAGUGAAUACUGUCACAGACUCGGGCACAUCAAAGCAUAUUGUUUUAAAAGACAGUAUGAUCUCCAAUACAGACAUAACAACAUGAGCUGGACUGGACAGGCUCGAAAUCAGAAUAAGAAAAUCUAG